AUGUCAGGACACAGUAAAUGGUCAACGAUCAAGCAUAAAAAAGGAGCCGCCGAUGCGAAACGGGGGAAACUGUUUACCAAACUGAUCAAGGAAAUCACGGUAGCAGCGCGCAUGGGAGGCCCCGAUCCGGAAGGCAACCCGCGUCUGCGGGCCUGCCUGAUUAAGGCGCGCACGGCCAACAUGCCCAGGGACAAUAUUGAGCGGGCCAUUAAAAAGGGGAUCGGGGACCCUGGUGGCCGGAGGACUACCAGGAAUUGCAGUAUGAAGCUUAUGCACCCGGCGGAGUGGGUCCUGUUGAUCGAGGCUCUGACCGAAAACAAAAAUCGAAGUGCCGCCGAUAUCCGUUCCAUUCUGAGUAAAAAUUGUUUGAGGCGGCCCCUGGAGGCGGGUGCAGAGGAUGUGGCCGAUUCAGGGGAAGUCUACACCGGGCCCUCAGACUUUGAGCAGGUGCUCGAAGCGCUGGAGGGAAAAGGCUUUGUCCAGCUUGGUGCCGAAGUGCAGUGGGUCGCUGAGCAGCGUUUGAGCCUGAGCCAUGAUGAUACCCGGAAGGUGCUGCAUCUGAUCGAUCGCCUGGAAGACUGCGACGAUGUACAGACAGUGGCCAGUAACCUGGAAAUCCCCGAAGACUUUGAUUUUCAUUCAAUGUAA
Saccostrea echinata is the source of this 648-nucleotide messenger RNA. Its product is annotated as probable transcriptional regulatory protein TDE_1487. Bases 1 to 648 code for a protein of 215 amino acids. The record is from RefSeq and is a predicted model, not a curated record. The transcript is spliced from 2 exons. Gene Ontology annotation, cellular component: cytosol. NCBI's taxonomy places the organism in Eukaryota, Metazoa, Mollusca, Bivalvia, Ostreida, Ostreidae.